Micropterus salmoides (largemouth bass) is the source of this 3182-nucleotide messenger RNA. Its product is annotated as thymic stromal cotransporter homolog. Gene Ontology annotation, biological process: transmembrane transport. The transcript is spliced from 7 exons. The record is from RefSeq and is a predicted model, not a curated record. NCBI's taxonomy places the organism in Eukaryota, Metazoa, Chordata, Actinopteri, Centrarchiformes, Centrarchidae. Bases 202 to 1533 code for a protein of 443 amino acids. Gene Ontology annotation, cellular component: membrane. Gene Ontology annotation, molecular function: transmembrane transporter activity.
CUGAGGAAGAAAAGGAACCGAAGUCAAAGCGUCCUUCAUUGUAUCAGCCUAACUUCCAGAGCCGGGCUGCUUUGUGAAAUUCUGCAACUCUUCACAGUCAGUCUGACUUUGACGCCUCAGUGGACGCUCUUAUUAUUCUUCGAAUAACUUAAAAAACAUACGCAAAAAAAAACAAAAAAAAACAACAAGAACAGUCUAACCAUGGUGCUGCCGACCCUCUGUCAAACUGCCUUCAUAGUGCUCCGGCAGAUAGAGCCGAUUCUGGUGAUGGAGCAGCUGGGCAGCACUCUCUUCGACACCGCCCUGCAGAUGGUGGUCAGGGACCGGAGUGCCAACGCCUCCUACCCCGAUAUCUCCAGGGAGGACAGCCAGCAGAAAGCCAUGUCGAACUUCUAUAUGACCUACCGACUCAUCAUCCUGGUGACUCCGAUCUUACCCGCGCUGCUCCUCGCCCGGUUAGGCGACCGCGGCUGGAGGAGAGCCCCCAUCGUGGUGCCAUUGAGCGGGUACCUGCUGUCCAGGCUCGCCCUGCUCCUGGUGGUCGUCUUCCGCCUCCCGCUGGAGGUGAUGUUCGGCGCAGCGGCUGUGUUCGGGCUGUCCGGCGGGUUCUGCGCCUACUGGCCCGGCGUGAUGGCGCUGGCGUCUAUAGGCUCCACGGCGACUGACCGGUCCAAGGUGAUGAUGAGAGUGGAGCUGCUGUAUGGGAUUGCAGGUCUGGUGGGCAGUUUGGUGUCGGGUCAUCUGUUCCAGCUGUAUAGCUCCAGUUUGGACCAUGGAACCAUCUUGCUCAUUGUGAGCACAUUGCUCCACCUGCUCAGCCUUAUACACUCCAUAGUCAUGCUGCAGGUGAAACAAGUCCCAAACAGAGAGCCAGAGGAGAACCGCCACCUCCUUUAUCACACAUCCAGAAAUGAUGCAGUGGAGGUCCCUGCUGGGAUCAACCUGCUGAACGUGGCUCUGCUGUUUGCGGCUGCCGUGCUGUACGACGUUGCCGUGGGUGGAGCUAUAGAAAUACUGGGUGUCUUUGUCCUGAAGCAGCCACUCAGUUGGAGUGCCACACAGGUGGGUUAUGGGAAUGCAGCAGGCUUCACGAUUUUCCUCACCAGUUUCCUGGGCGUCAUCAUGUUACGUCGCUACGUCAGCGACGUGAUGCUCGUCCUGAUUGGCAUGGUGUCAUUCGCCACUGGAAUUUACUUCAUGUCCUUUGUCACGGCAACCUACAUGUUCUAUCUCGCUCGCUCGCUCAACCUGUUUGCGCUCAUCCCGAUGCCAACUAUCAGAUCUCUGCUCUCACAGCAGGUUCCUGCAUCCUCAUGUGGCACCACUCUCACCUGCCUGCAGUUGGCUCUGAAGUUUGCCGGUCUGGCAUACAUCCCUGCCUUUACUAAGAUCUAUCAGAGAACUUUGGACUGGUUCCCAGGCUUCGUCUUCACGCUCUCCAGCAUCUUUACAGUCCUGGGAAUGAUACCCAUCAGUAUCGUCGGCUGUAGAUCACCUCAGAGGCGACAGUACGAGAGGAUUCCGGUAGACUGAUGGCACCGGCACCACCAGCAGUGAUUUAUAGAGGAGUGAGGACGGGAACUGAGACUUGAAAUGGGCAAAAGAAGAACGGUGUCUUAAAUCUCACUUCCCUUAAUGUUAAAACUAUAAACAGGAGUUCCUACAGGCCUCGGGCAGGUUUUUACGUUUGUGUCAGCGUUUUUUAUUAAAAAAACAGAAAUCCUCUAAUGCCCGUGCAGACGUGUGCAUGCACGGAGAGGAUUGCAUGAAGAUAUCACAACCCAGUUUGACAAAGACUUUUAAAUUGUUGAACUGUUGACAGAGAUGCAAGCAAACAUUAUCAACCAAGGGAUUUCAUCACCCAGUGAAAGUCAUAACAAAGCAAAUGUGAUUUCAAGAUAAUGUGGAUUUGUCUGACGUCAAAAGUCCCUUGUGAGCUCCACCUAAAGAAGGAGAACGGACUAAAAAUGACUGACUUCACCUAUUUAAACAUGGUUCCUGUUGUGAACUGGCUUAAAGUGGAUCAAAUACAGUUUUAGUGAUAAAGAAAUAUAAAGUUUGACAAUAUAAAUUUCCAGUAACAAUCUGCUGAUAUGUUAUAAGUGACAUAACUUUUUUACUGGGAAUAUGUACUUUGGCUUUUUUCUUUUUUUUCUGAAGUGCACACCAACAGUGAGUCGUCCGUAGACUUUGUUGCUGAAUUGUAGAUUUGACUGACUAGUAGUGAGAGUGUGGCCAAAAUAAGUCAUACCAACUGUUGCCUUUAGAAAAUAAAAACGCUUUGUAAAUAGAUUAAAAUAAAAAUAGAUGCACGUUACGUUUUUUGGAGAGCGACUAAAGUUACAUGCUGCAGGUCAGGAAAGGCUGUAUUGGUUAAGGAAAUUUUGUUGUUGAUAUUGGUGUUUUUAUCAUUUGUAUUUUUUAUAUAUUUUUUAAAUGUCCUUACAUGUUUACGCACAUGCAUUUGAUCAUAUUUAUUAUUUCUUUAUUUUUUUAUAGUAUGUGUGAUCAGUUCAUUUUGCAUUUGAUUGUAAAACACUUUAAACCACAGUAACCAAUGUGAAAGGUAGUUUUUAUGGUUUGAUAGUCUGACAUAUUGUUUGAAUUUUAGCUUGUGUGUUUUUGUGGUUGACAGCCAUAUUCACUGCAUGAAAUUAUCACCAUAUUGUAAAAAAACCCCCAAAAACCUGAAAACUGAACUACCAGCUAGAUAUAAUAGUUCAUUUAUAUCUACAGUAAUUAUGCAUUUAAAACAAGAUCCCUGCAAGUUCCUUGUUAUUCAUGGUACCGAUCUGAAGGGAAGAAAGUACAGCUGGCAUUAUUUUUAAUUUAUACAUUACAUUUAUUAUUGCACUUUUAUUUGUUACAUCGAAGGUACAGUUUGUUGGUGUAAGGGUUAGAACAAAAGAAAUGUUUGCAGGAAUGAGACAAGUUGUAUGAAAGUAUGUAGUUUUUUUUUUUUUGUUUUUUGUUUUUUUUAAAUAAACAUCUUUGAGGUUUGUUUUGAGGCUUGUAAUGACUAACUGUAUACAAUAUAUUAUGAAAUAACUUACAUUUUGUAACUUAAAGUGUUUAAAACAUUUAACAUGUAUCUAAACCAGUUCACCCUUUUAAGAACAUUAUUACUUUAAGCAUUUUUAUCAUAAUUACUAUUAAAAAACAAAUGAGACCUGAGCAGACGA